CUGGGGAGGCUCCGGGCUCGGGUCCUGCGGCGGCGCCUGCAGCCCGGAUCCCCCACGUCCCCGCUCGGGCCGGGCCUCAAAAACGGACGAGCCCGGGCGCGGGCGGAAGCGGCGGCUCCGGCUCGGGUCCUGCGACUCCCAGCUCCCCUCGGGGCGCCCUCCGAGGAGUCCCCGCCCCCCGCCGCGGCCCCGCCCCUGCCUCAAGGUCCCGCCCCCCGUGGCCGGCGCUGGCCACGCCCCUUGGCCCGGGCUGCUGGGAGUUCCCGGCGGGGCGGGGGUCGGUUCUGGUCCCGGUGGUCCUGGGCGCGGCGCCAUGGCCUCCGAGGCGGUGAAGGUUGUCGUGCGCUGCCGCCCCAUGAACCAGCGGGAGCUGGAGCUGCGCUGUCAGCCCGUGGUGACUGUGGACUGCGCGCGCGGCCAGUGCUGCAUCCAGAACCCGGGCGCCACCGACGAGCCGCCCAAGCAGUUCACCUUCGACGGCGCCUACCACGUGGACCACGUCACCGAGCAGAUCUACAACGAGAUCGCCUACCCGCUGGUGGAGGGCGUCACUGAGGGCUACAAUGGCACCAUAUUUGCCUACGGCCAGACAGGCAGCGGGAAGUCCUUCACCAUGCAGGGCCUGCCGGAUCCGCCCUCCCAGAGAGGCAUCAUCCCCAGGGCCUUCGAGCACGUGUUCGAGAGCGUCCAGUGUGCAGAGAACACCAAGUUCCUGGUCCGGGCCUCCUACCUGGAGAUCUACAAUGAAGAUGUCCGGGACCUCCUUGGGGCUGACACCAAGCAGAAGCUGGAGCUGAAGGAGCACCCAGAGAAGGGCGUGUAUGUGAAGGGGCUGUCCAUGCACACGGUGCACAGCGUGGCCCAGUGCGAGCACAUUAUGGAGACCGGCUGGAAGAACCGCUCGGUCGGCUACACGCUGAUGAACAAGGAUUCCUCACGCUCCCACUCCAUCUUCACCAUCAGCAUCGAGAUGUCUGCCGUGGAUGAGCGGGGCAAGGACCACCUCCGGGCGGGCAAGCUGAACCUGGUGGACCUGGCGGGCAGCGAGCGGCAGUCCAAGACUGGGGCCACGGGCGAGCGGCUCAAGGAGGCCACCAAGAUCAACCUGUCACUCUCGGCGCUGGGCAAUGUCAUCUCGGCGCUGGUGGACGGGCGCUGUAAGCACAUCCCCUACCGUGACUCGAAGCUGACGCGGCUGCUGCAGGACUCACUGGGCGGCAACACCAAGACGCUGAUGGUGGCCUGCCUGUCGCCUGCGGACAACAAUUACGAUGAGACACUCAGCACGCUGCGCUACGCCAACCGGGCCAAGAACAUCAGGAACAAGCCGCGCAUCAACGAGGACCCCAAGGAUGCGCUGCUUCGCGAGUACCAGGAGGAGAUCAAGAAGCUCAAGGCCAUCCUGGCACAGCAGAUGAGCCCCGGCAGCCUGUCAGCCCUGCUGUCCAGGCAGGUGCCCCCAGACCCUGUGCAGGUGGAGGAGAAGCUGUUGCCCCCACCUGUGAUCCAGCAUGACAUGGAGGCCGAGAAGCAGCUGAUCCGGGAGGAGUAUGAAGAGCGCCUGGCCCGGCUGAAAGCUGACUAUAAGGCCGAGCAGGAGUCUCGGGCCAGGCUGGAGGAAGACAUCACUGCCAUGCGCAACUCAUAUGACGUCAGGCUGUCCACACUGGAGAAGAACCUGCGGAAGGAGACAGAGGCCAUCCUGCAGGCGGGAGUCCUCUACAAGGCUGAGGUCAUGUCCAGGGCUGAGUUUGCCAGCAGCUCUGAGUACCCGCCUGCUUUCCAGUAUGAGAUGGUGGUGAAACCCGAGGUCUUCUCCGCUACCGACUCUCUGCCCAGUGACGAAGUCCCCAAGACUGAGGUUGCCUCCAGGUUUGCGGAGCUGCCCAAAGUGGAACCCUCCAAGUCUGAGAUUUCUCUGGGCUCCAGUGAGUCAUCCUCGCUCGAAGAAACCUCUGUGUCCGAGGCUUUCCCUGGGCCUGAGGAGCCCUCCAACGUGGAGGUCUCCAGACCCACUGAGGAGUCCAGGAGCAGAUACUUCCUGGAUGAGUGCCUCGGGCAGGAGGCCGCUGGGCACCUGCUGGGGGAACAGAACUACCUCCCGGAAGAGGAGCCGCAGGAGGUGCCCCUGCAGGGGUUACUAGGCCUGAGGGACCCGUUUGCUGAGGUGGAAGCCAAGCUGGCCAGACUCUCUUCCACCGUGGCCAGGACAGACGCACCCCAGGCAGACGUCCCCAAGGUCCCCGUGCAGGCCCCCGCGCUGACAGACCUGCUGGAGCCCAGGGAUGCCAGGCCCGAAGCUGAGGCGGCUGAUGACUUCUCGCCCAGGCCUGAGGUAGAUCUGGCCUCGGAAGUGGCCUUAGAGGUGGUGUCGACAGCACAGCCUGGCGUGUGGUUGGAGGCUGAGGCCCAGGUGGCCCUGGUGGCUCAGCCUCAGCCCCUGCUGGCCACAGCUGGUGUGAAGAGGGAGAGCGUGGGCAUGGAGGUGGCGGUGCUGACCGAUGACCCGCUGCCCGUCGUGGACCAGCAGCAGGUGCUGGCCCGUCUGCAGCUGUUGGAGCAGCAGGUGGUGGGUGGAGAGCAGGCCAAGAACAAGGACCUGAAGGAGAAGCACAAGCGGCGCAAGCGCUACGCAGACGAGCGCAGGAAGCAGCUGGUGGCUGCCCUGCAGAACUCGGAUGAGGACAGCGGGGACUGGGUGCUGCUCAAUGUCUACGACUCCAUCCAGGAGGAAGUGCGGGCCAAGAGCAAGCUGCUGGAGAAGAUGCAGAGGAAGCUCCGGGCAGCAGAGGUGGAGAUCAAAGAUCUGCAGUCCGAGUUUCAGCUGGAGAAGAUCGAUUACUUGGCCACCAUCCGCCGGCAGGAGCGUGACUCCAUGCUGUUGCAGCAGCUCCUGGAGCAGGUGCAGCCCCUGAUUCGCAGGGACUGUAACUACAGCAACCUGGAGAAGAUUCGGCGUGAGUCCUGCUGGGACGAAGAUAACGGCUUCUGGAAGAUCCCACAUCCCGUCAUCACAAAAACCAGCCUCCCAGUAGUUUCAACUGGGCCACAGAACAAACCAGCCCACAAAACCUCUGCAGCAGACAACAGCGAGCCGAACAUGGUACUCACAGUCAUAAAUACCAAGGGAAAGUGGAUGGUUCCUGGUGGCCCGUCUUGCCAGUGGAGGACAGAGGCUUGAGCCUCAAACUCAGACGACAAGCAGCACAUUCUGGUUUCCUGCUGGUAAUCCUCAGACCAAAAGGGUCCUCACAGGGUUCAUGAAGCAGUAAUUGGGAUUCCUAAGUCACUUUAUUUUCCCCUCUCUCAUAUUCUGUCUUUUUUUUUUUCUUUUUUUUUUCUAAACUCAGUGGCAAGACCUAUCUCCUAUAUUUUGUAGUGCAACAGAAAUGCAUGUUCUUAAAGCAUGGGUGGUUUUUUUUCUGUUUGUUUUUUUUUUUUUUUUUGAGACGGAGUCUCACUCUGUCACCAGGCUGGAAUGCGGUGGUGCGAUCUUGGCUCACUGCAACCACUGCCUCCCAGGUUCAAGCAAUUCUCCUGCCUCGGCCUCAGCUGGGAUUACAGGUGCACGCCACCACGCCCAGCUAAUUUUUGUAUUUUUAGUAGAGAUGGGGUUUCACCGUGUUGGUCAGGAUGGUCUCGAUCUCUUGACCUUGUGAUCCUCCUGCCUCAGCCUCCCAGAGUGCUGGGAUUAAAGGCAUGAGCCACCACGCCCGGCCUCUAUUUUAUUUUAUUUUAUUUUAUUUAUUAUUAUUAUUAUUAUUAUUAUUAUUUUGAGAUGGAGUCUCACUCUGUCGCCCAGGCUGGAGUGCAGUGGUGCGAUCUCGGCUCACUGAAAGCUCUGCCUCCCAGGUUCACGCCAUUCUCCUGCCUCAGCCUCCCAAGUACUGGGACUACAGGCACCCGCCCCCAUGCCCAGCUAAUUUUUUUGUAUUUUUAGUAGAGAUGGGGUUUCACUGUGUUAGCCAGGAUGGUCUUGAUCUCCUGACCUCGUGAUCUGCCCGCCUCAGCCUUCCAAAGUGCUGGGAUUAUAGGCGUGAGCCAUUGUGCCCAGCCAAGCAGGGUGUUUUCAAUGAAACUCUUCAAGUUUGUUAACUUAGCUGGGAGCUACUGUCCCCAGCAGCCACCAGAGGCCCAGACAGAAGGGCACCAGCAGGGAGUCCACCAGUCCCUUGGGGUGGCCUGGUCAGCAGGCACAGCCUCCAUGACACAACUCCAUGAACAAUGAUAUGAAAGUUGUUAUUAUUUACGGAUCCUCAGGCUAGGCAGGGCCACCAGGGAGGGACCCAGGCAGCUGGAACCCCUGUUGGUGUUCUUGUGUCUGGGCCUCUGGCGGCUGCUGGGGACAGUAACUACCAGCUAAGUUAAUAGAGAAACUCUAAGAGUUUUGUUCAAAACAAGGGGUCAACAAACUUUUUCUGUAAAGGGCCCGAUCAUAAAUAUCUUGGGCUUUGUGAACUAUGUGGUCUCUGUCACAACCACUCAACUCUGCCAGUGUAGCACAAAAACAGCCACAGGUAAUACACAAAUGAAUGGUGUUCCAAUAAAACUUUAUUUACAAAAAUA
Messenger RNA from Symphalangus syndactylus (siamang), 4566 nucleotides. It is a transcript of the gene KIF17, whose product is annotated as kinesin family member 17. NCBI's taxonomy places the organism in Eukaryota, Metazoa, Chordata, Mammalia, Primates, Hylobatidae. The record is from RefSeq and is a predicted model, not a curated record. Gene Ontology annotation, molecular function: microtubule motor activity; ATP binding; microtubule binding. Gene Ontology annotation, biological process: microtubule-based movement.